GACUGAACACAGCAUUAUUAUCUGUAGCAUCCAGGAAAGUUUGUAGAAUGGAAAAUAUAUCAUACGUUUUUCCAUAAAUAAUGAUUUCUUAGCAUCUUAGACAUGAAUGACCUGACUUACUAGAGGAAAGACAAUGCAAAAGAAAAUAGCUUUCCAAAGCACCUCUAUCUGUUGAAUAGCAUGAACACGCAUCCAGCUUAGCUGUACUCUGAAUGUUUCAUGUGGGACAGGCAUGUCAUUGUCACAUCAUAGAUUUCCUGUUAGCACCUAACAGCCCACUGUGCAGAAUUACAAAGUAAGACCCCCAUUUUUCUUGAUUAUACCUGAAUGCAAACAUGCAAAUGUUUUUUUUUUUUUUUUUUUUUUUCUUUUCAAAACAUGGCUUUGACCAACACACAAAUUUGCAUGAAAAAUAACAGAUAACAGUUAUAAACUAAUUCAAGUCUUCAAAUUGGAGGUGAAACCAUCCUUCCUGAAUAUACACAGCACAGGAAGUGAGACCAUAACAGAUGUGUGCAAGCCCCCUUAUUGUCUGACACACAAACCAGAUUCAAUAUUGUAGGAAGCCUAUGAUUUGCAAGAAGCUCAGAGACAGAGAUAUGUUAUUCCAUGAUGUCGUCUUUGCCGCUGUCUUCUUUGCUUUUUAUCCCUCAGGAAAGGCUCACAUGCAAAACUGGGUGAAGCAGUGGCCAGGUGAGGUGUACAGGACACCUGGAGAAAACAUCACCAUACACUGUCACACUCAUGGAGACAUUCAGGAGGCCAUCUGUUUAGUACACUGGUACAAUAACAGAGAUGGGAAAUACGACCGCAUCGACAAGCUUCCUCAGUUUAGUGGGAGACAUUCUGAACACAAAAAAGCAAACCACUCACGCUCAAGCUUCACCCUGACCUCCCUAGAGCUCAACGACACCGGCUUGUUCUACUGUAAUUAUAUCUGCAGAAUUAAUGGCACACCUGAGCAGUACUAUGGGACUGGGACUCGACUUUUUGUACAUUUUAGUACUGAAAAUGUGACUCAUGGCAGCCCACUUUGUACCUCCAAUAUUACAGAUGGAGUGGAGGAUGAAUACAGAGUUUACCUGCUUUUCCCCUUUCUUGUUUUAAUUGUUUUAUUAACUAAACUUGUGGUAUUUAUGUUUAUGAGUUCUAUUGCACUUUUUUCAUCACAUUAAAUCCAACCAUCAUGUUACUUGUUGCAAGGCAUGCUUAUUUAUAUAGCAUAUUUCAUAUACAAUGGUACAUGAACGUGCUUAAACUGCCAUAAUUUAGGGAGAAAAAAAUAAUUGUUUAACAAUUUAUUAAAUAAUUUAAUAUAAAAAUGA
This is a messenger RNA of Megalobrama amblycephala (Wuchang bream), 1325 nucleotides long. RefSeq lists its product as uncharacterized. Lineage: Eukaryota; Metazoa; Chordata; Actinopteri; Cypriniformes; Xenocyprididae. The coding region runs from base 570 to 1175 and encodes 201 amino acids. The transcript is spliced from 4 exons. The record is from RefSeq and is a predicted model, not a curated record.